Messenger RNA from Ruditapes philippinarum (Manila clam), 5290 nucleotides. Its product is annotated as TGF-beta receptor type-1-like. The record is from RefSeq and is a predicted model, not a curated record. Lineage: Eukaryota; Metazoa; Mollusca; Bivalvia; Venerida; Veneridae. The coding region runs from base 257 to 1795 and encodes 512 amino acids. Gene Ontology annotation, molecular function: ATP binding; activin binding; activin receptor activity, type I. Gene Ontology annotation, biological process: nervous system development; cellular response to growth factor stimulus; activin receptor signaling pathway. The transcript is spliced from 10 exons. Gene Ontology annotation, cellular component: activin receptor complex; plasma membrane.
GGUUAAGCUGUCAACAAGUCAAAAAUCUCGCUAGCAUUAUUUUAACAACACAUUGAGGAUAUUUUUUUAAAAACCAAAUUUUUUUCUUAUUCAUUUUAUCGGAAAUAUCAAUUUUAUGUUAACAUUGCCAGACAAACUAAUUUGUCAUCUGGGUUUAUUUUCUUAAGCGUAGUAAAAAUGUGAACAAAAUGGUUCAAAUCAAAACAUGAGAUAUUGAUGUGAUUUUGUAAAAAAAAGUAUAUCUACCCCUGUCACGAUGGAGAAUCUGAAAGUGUAUUUAGCGGUUUUACUCCUUUUUGUGUGCUGCACGUCUGUCACAGGCUUAUAUUGUCUUUGUGAAGAUGAAAUGUGUCCAGAAUCAAAAACAUGCAUUACAGAUGGUGCCUGUUUUACAUCAAUUUAUAAAAAAGAAGGCAAGGAAAUAUAUAAAUUCAAUUGUAUAGAUAACUCUGAAAGCUUGACACCAGGAGCUCCUUACUUAUGUCAGAACACAAGAGUUAUGGCCCUUACAUACACUGAAUGCUGUUAUACUGAUAUGUGUAACAAAUUUGUUUUACCAACAAUGAAAACAGUAACAGCUAUGGAAGAAAAAGAAGACAACAGUAAGACAGAGCUUGGAAUAUGGGAGUUGGUUGCUAUAACAGCUGGACCGGUUGUUCUGCUGUGUGUGGUGUUUGUGUUCAUCUUCAUAAUGUACCACAGAUACCAGCACAAAAAACAGACUCAGUUCCAUCCGGUAGAGCCGAAUCCGAUCGAUACCCCGUUGCUACCGGACGGACAACCGAGCACCCUGACAGAGAUGAUGAUGGACUACUCUGGGUCUGGUUCAGGUUUACCGUUGUUGGUUCAGAGAACAAUUGCCCGACAGAUACAGUUGGUGGAAAUCCUGGGUAAGGGUAGAUAUGGUGAAGUGUGGAUGGGCAAGUGGAAAGGUGAGAGUGUGGCGGUGAAGAUAUUUUCAUCACGUGAUGAGAGGUCAUGGUUCCGUGAGGCGGAAAUUUACCAGACAGUGAUGUUACGACAUGACAACAUACUUGGAUUCAUUGCAGCUGACAAUAAAGAUAAUGGUACAUGGACACAGUUAUGGUUAGUGACGGAUCACCAUGAGCAUGGUUCACUGUACGACUACCUGAACCGGACACCGGUCAGCCCUCAAGCCAUGGUCAAAAUGUCCAUGUCUAUAGCCUGUGGUCUGGCUCACUUGCAUACAGAAAUCAUGGGCACUCAAGGAAAGCCGGCUAUUGCACACAGAGAUCUAAAAAGUAAAAAUAUCUUAGUGAAAAAUAAUGGGCAGUGUUGCAUUGCAGAUUUAGGUUUGGCCGUUCGUCAUGAUUCAGCCAAAGAUGCCGUAGACAUUGCUCCAAAUAAUCGUGUCGGCACAAAACGUUACAUGGCGCCGGAAGUCCUAGAUGAAACUAUCAACAUGAAUCACUUCGAGUCUUUCAAGAGGGCUGAUGUAUACUCGUUUGGUUUAGUAUUGUGGGAGAUAGCCAGAAGAUGUUCAAUCGGAGGUAUAUUUGAGGAUUAUCAGCAGCCAUAUUACAACAUGGUACCUCCAGAUCCAUAUUUGGAUGAGAUGAAGAAGGUUGUGUGUACUGAGAAACGUCGACCUGACAUACCUAAUAGAUGGCAGGGACAAGAGGCAUUGAGGGUCAUGGCUAGAAUCAUGAAAGAAUGCUGGUACCACAAUGCUGCAGCUCGACUCACAGCGUUACGUAUCAAAAAGACACUAAGCAGCCUCAAUACACAGAGUGACGUUAAACUGAUGGUCGAGACUGGUCUUGAGCCUGUUUAAAUACCUCCACUUACUCUUAUCUUCUUGUUAUAAUGUUGCCAUUAAGUCGAAAUUUUUGUGGUGUUGUGUACAGUUACCAUGGAAACAUGACAUGGAAAAUAUACCAUGGAAUCGGUGAUUAAUUGUUUCCAUGACAACAGUGAUUAUGUGUUUCCAUGGAAACAGUGAAUUGUUCUAUCCAUGAAAACACUGUCCAUGGAAACACCAUUAAAUAGUAAUUUAGUGUAUCCAUGGAAAUGGUGAAUUUAGUAUAUCCAUGGAAUUAGUGACUUGGUGUAUCCAUGGAAACAGUGAUUAUUUUUUUUUAGUAUAUCCAUGGAAACAUUGAUUUUGGUGUAUCCAUGAAAAAAGUGACUUGGUGUAUCCAUGGAAACAGUGACUUAGUGUAUCCAUGGAAACAGUGAUUCUGAUGUAUCCAUGGAAAUUGUGACUUAGUGUAUUCAUGGCAAAAGUGAUGAGAACAGCGAUUUAGCUAAUUCUUUGAAACACCGAUUUAGUUACUAUGUCGACAAUAUUAUAAAAGGGCUUUGGAAAUCAGAGUUUUAUUACCACAGUAAUUACCAUAGUAACACUUAUUUGUUUGUUUUUUUUUAUAGAAUCACUGUUGAUUUAACAUUGAUUAAGUUUAAACUUUUGUGGAUAUUUGCAAAUAAAUAAUCCAUUUAACAUUUACUUUUUGUUGCUGAUACGGAAGGCAUAAAAUAUUUUAGGAAAUGAGCAAUUUGAAAUUCUAACAAAAAGAAAGAAUUUUGAACUUUGAAGAUCACAAAUUUUAUGAUAAUGUUUUUGUUAGGACAUCUGCAAUUUGUAAAACCCCUUUCAGAUUGAUAUUUAAGUUAAAGAUAUGUGUUAAACCCCUUAAAUUUGAAAAAUGAAAAUUACCUAUGUGAAUAUUUUAGUCCUUAUUAAAGGGUAUGAAGCUAUAUCAAUGAAAUAUUUUUGUAAAAUGUAACGGUGAAAUUAUGUUGUUUCCAUUGUUGUAAGAUAGAAUGUCUCUGUUAUUAAAAUACAUGAAAAUUGUACAUAAACAGAAUACAGUGUUUCGGAAGAAAAUAUUAUUCUGCUAUUUUAAGUAGAAUUUUUACCAUUUAGCACAUAGAUUCAGUUUCAAGAAUAUAAAUAUCUGUCAUAUUUGCGGUUGGGAUUGGAAUAUCUGUCCCGAGGUGACCCACCCAUUGGACGAUAACAAGGCUUGCCGAGUUACCGCCCAUGGGCAGGUGGCUGAGGGAUGGAUAUUCCAAUCCGAACCGCAAACACAUGUCAGAUAUUUUUUCUUGCAUAUUCUACCAUAUUCCAUUACAUUUUAAAUUCUUUAUCUUUAAUUAUAAUGGAAAUUUAUAUCAUUACAACCGUAACUACUUUCUUACAACAGCGUAUGAAUUACAACUUCAUUCAUAACGGUAAAAUGACGUCAUCCUACGCGUGCCAUUGUACAGCACGCGACUCAUCUGGCACGCCCCAUGCCAGAUGAAAUUUCCGGCAUGGGUAAAAUUCACGGAAAUGCCAGUCUGAUAUGCAAGAAAUAAAAUUCUGCUAUUAUAAGUUAUAUUUUUACCAUUAAGUACAUGAUACAAUCAGUUUUAAUGAAUAAACAAACAUAUUUCUUUCAUGUAGAUAUUUUAGGUUUAGAAUCAUUCUUUUUGUUAAAAUUCAGACAAUUGUUUAUUAUCUACAGGCAUCAGUUUUAUAGCUUUAUACACUUUUCUUUAAAAGGACAUAUCUGUGGGGUGGGGGGAAAGGGCGGGGUUGUUCUGUAAGUGUAGUCAUAAUUUACAAGAUUAAAAUGGUAAUAAAGAUCAGGUUUUGUUCGGACAUACACUGCUAUAUUAAGGAUACAAGUAAUUUACCUCUCAACAGUUUUGUUGUACAUUUUUACCUCGUCUGUUUCGAUGAAAAAGUCGAGAUAUUAUUUUCGUUGCGUCGUCGUUAAUGUAACAUUGUCAUUGUGAUGCAAGAGCUUUAAUGAAGCCCGUUAUUCAAACAUUUUAAAAGGUAUCAUCACAAAAGUUUGCAUUUCUGCAAUUCGUGACAAGAUGCAGUUGCAAAACAAGGGAAAUGAUUCUGGAAAUAAUAGUUUUGGAGUUAUGUCCCUUUUUGAUUAAAAUUUUUUGCUAAAAUUGUUUAUUGAUAGUCUAUGUUGCUAACAGACGGGUGUUAAUGCCACAUGCGGUUGGUCCUCUUGUUUCUAGGUCAUAGACAUAAUAUGUAUAUAUAAUAUAAACUGUUUGGCCUUGGAUAAACUGGUAUUCAUGUAUUUGAUGUAUAUAUUUAUUAUUUUGAGAUAUCUUGACAUAGGUUUGUAUGUGUGUGAUAAUAAGUUUUAUAAGUGGAAUUAUGUAGAAAAUGUGUCAUUAAAGUGGUUAACUGGGAGUACUGAUGUACUUGUUAUCCAGGGCUAGAGUUUAACACUCGUAUACUUCGCAUUGUAAUAUUAGUAAUUGAAAUAUAAAUGAGGAGUUAUUUUAUAUCAACUGCAGAACAUAACCAUCUACGUAACUUAAAUAAUAAUGAUUUUUUAAAGUUUUUCUGAAACAGGUCUCUGUCUAACGAUCUGGUAAGCAUGAUAGGUAGAGCAUUGGGCUGUGAAAAGGGUGCUAAGGUUCGUUUCCUGGAUGGCGCAGGUCACUUUUGUAGUGAUUGAUAAUGAUAUCCUUUCUAUGGUCAUUCACACUGUACCUUUGCUCUGGCAAUCAAUUGUGAAAGUGAAAGCUCUAGUACUGGUUAACUGCUUGACUGCCUGCCCAGAAUUGAAGUGGUGGUGGAACUGUUGUCUGUGAAUUCAAGUGGCUUACUUCUGUGAUCCGGAAGAUAAAUUGCCGACACAAUUGCCACUGGGUCUGUCUCUGUCCCUUUAUGAUUGUUUUAGUUGUAAAUAAUAUAAAUUAGGGAGAUGCACAAGCCAAAUUAUAAAUUAAAAAAAAAAUUGUAUAGUCGCAUGCACAUGUCUGAAAAAAGAGAUAAGAGACUGUCUUAUGUUAUCUUGUCAUGUUGUCAUGUGUUUAAAUCCAAGAACUACUUAUUAACAUGUAUAUUCUAAAAAUAAAAUAACCCUUACACUGCUUUGGACAAAAAGUGAGCUGUCGUUGAUACUUGCGUAAAUCUGAAAUAAAUCUGGCCGUUGGGCUAAGGUGUUCAGUCUGACUAUUAUCUGUACUGACUGAAGCUCAGUUCUAUAGAUAUGUACUUUGCUCAUCCUCGUGUUAAAUACUUUUAUUGUAGAAAUUUAUUAAAAUCUAGGAAAUUCUUUACUGCAUUUGUCUAAUUUGAAUAAGGGACUGCACAAACUAUGUUCGGGAAGCUGAAAAAUACCUAUAAUGGGUCAAGUUGAUUUGGUCCGUCCAUAAAAACCUGCCAGUGUUUUUGUUUGUGCCAGUUUUUUGUUUGUUUUCUUAUGACACUCUGUAUUCAUGCUGUGUUUACCUAUAUAUAAAGUGUAGAGUUUAAAACAUAACAUAUCUUCUCUGUGUUUACUCAAAACAUGUUUAUUUUACAAUU